Cladocopium goreaui is the source of this 705-nucleotide messenger RNA. The record is from the annotation of a GenBank genome assembly. Lineage: Eukaryota; Dinophyceae; Suessiales; Symbiodiniaceae.
AUGCUUGAGUGGCCCCCUGGGUCAAUCAUAGCUUCCCAGAAAGAAGGGCAAGCAUAUCUAGUUCUGGCACCUGGCAGCCUUGGCUUGUUGGCUUGGAUGCUAGAAGCCAUUGAGUUGGAAGGUGUGGGGACUGCUUACAGACCAAUUCAGCAAAGCACUGCCCUAGUCUUUCUGCACAUUUGUGACUUGGAGGAGUGGCUUGAUAUUUCCUUUGAAGUCCAAAUGGUUGGAAACCAUGGUGGCCUUGUCAUGGUACCAUCAGGCCCUUCAGAAAACUUGUGUGCAGCCAGGGUCAAGCAAGGGCUGCAGUUAACAGUGAAACAGGCACUUGCAUGCAUCAGCUGCCUUGGCAUUAAGAUACCAAGCCAGAAGUCCAAGCCUGCUAUCUACAAACUCUUGAUAGACAGUGUGCUAGCAACACCUGAAGAAAGAGAGGAUGCCUUCCAAAAGUCAGCAGUGAUGAAAGGUGAUGGCCAGGAGGAUUCCCAAUCCAACAUUUCAGAUUAUGAGGAACUGAUCAAACUUGUAGAGGAGGAUGCAGAAAACCAAGGGGACCAAGACCUAAAACAGGAGAGAGAACAGGUGAACCAGCACCCCUUGAAGAUGCCCAAGUUCCACCAGGGAAUGAGCAGCCUGGCACAUGCCAACCUAGUGCAGCAGAAGAGGUUUGCAAGAGCCAGCAUCACAGCCAUUGGUGCCAAGUGA